AUGCACGAUCACCGACCUGGGCAUACCGACUCGCUUGAGCGUGACGAUAAGCUGUCUGCUGAGGACCUUUUAACGUUUGCUGUAAAGGCCGUUUUCGAACGCUGGACUGCUUUGCGGCUCGCAAUAGCUGGAUGCUGGGCUGGUUCGGACACCACGGAGCGCGUUGACGACCUCAUCGACGACGUGAUCGAGCUUUGUCUGGGUCAGAGGCAGCGAGCGGAUGGAAAUAUCUUGCCGUACUCGCAGAGGAUACUGAGUUCUUGGCUAGAGGACUUUUUCGUCGAGGACUGUUCUGCCGACGUUGAAGACGGCAGCAUCGGGCAAGUCGCUGUUGUGAUCGAUGGCUUGCGGACGGAGAUCUUGCGUGCAGCGCCGUGUCCUGUCGCAAUGUGGCGCGAGGUGUGUCCUGAGCUCGCCAAACUCGCGGAUCGGGUGCGAUCAGAGCGAGCGCAAGGCCGGUCGCUGCUCGCUUCUACUGAAGAGUCGUCAACUUCCGAGGGAAGCCUCAGUGCGGAGCAGCGCGCAGAAGACAGCGUUGCUGACAAUGCGAUGGAAAUACUGCCACGACCAACAGCGGAUAAUCCCUCUGAUGCCAAUGAAGAGAAUGACACUACUGAGCUACCUCUCGUAGAUGAGGACGGCUUCCAGCUCGUUGUUUCGCGUCGACAUCGGCGAGCAUUUAAGUCAACGUAG
This is a messenger RNA of Cyanidioschyzon merolae strain 10D, 693 nucleotides long. RefSeq lists its product as hypothetical. The record is from RefSeq and is a predicted model, not a curated record. The coding region runs from base 1 to 693 and encodes 230 amino acids. Gene Ontology annotation, biological process: maturation of SSU-rRNA from tricistronic rRNA transcript (SSU-rRNA, 5.8S rRNA, LSU-rRNA). NCBI's taxonomy places the organism in Eukaryota, Rhodophyta, Bangiophyceae, Cyanidiales, Cyanidiaceae. Gene Ontology annotation, cellular component: nucleus. The transcript has a single exon.